Molecule: messenger RNA, 756 nt
Organism: Hibiscus syriacus
Lineage: Eukaryota; Viridiplantae; Streptophyta; Magnoliopsida; Malvales; Malvaceae
Product: ethylene-responsive transcription factor ERF022-like
Exons: 1
Coding region: 92-628 (178 amino acids)
Biological process (GO): regulation of DNA-templated transcription
Molecular function (GO): DNA binding; DNA-binding transcription factor activity
Source: RefSeq, a predicted model, not a curated record
UAUAUAUAUUUAUAUAUGGAUAUCAUCCAUCCAAGCAUCACUCUUCUUUCAACCUUGAUCAAUUUCUUUGUUCUGCAGGAUAUUAAGUUAAAUGGAACGCCAGACAACAGUUAGUCCAUCAAGUUACAGAGGUGUGCGCCAAAGGAAAUGGGGGAAAUGGGUGUCUGAAAUCAGGGAGCCAGGGAAGAAGACCCGAAUAUGGCUGGGAAGCUACGAGACAGCCGAAAUGGCAUCGGCGGCCUAUGACGUGGCGGCACUACACUUCCGUGGUCGAGCUGCUCGGCUUAACUUUCCGGAGCUGGUCGAUAGCCUCCCACGUCCGGCUAGCUCCAGUGCAGAAGACAUUCAAAUGGCAGCUCAAGAGGCGGCACUGAGGAUCGGUCGAAGACCCAAGUUGAGCUCGGAAGUGGCUUCGGAGGUAGCUGGUGGUGGGAGCCUUGGUCCAAUUAGGACCGGACUGUCACCGAGCCAAAUUCAGGCUAUCAAUGAGUUCCCACUGGAUUCUCCCAAGAUGUGGACGGAACUGGCUGGUGCACUUUUGUUGGCUGAUCCAAUCAUGUUUGGGGUUGAUGAUACCGAGUUCAUGAGUGAAUAUGAAGAAAUUCUGGUUGAGCCUAUUUGGGAUUAAAUAUUUUUUCAUCUUCGAUAUACUGUCGGUUAAGCCUUUCAAUUUAAUUCCAUGAGUAAACUACAAAAAUUUACACGUAGAAUUUGAAAAUUGACCGACAGUAUAUCAAAUCACAUAAGAUUCCUACA